Molecule: messenger RNA, 1252 nt
Organism: Gasterosteus aculeatus aculeatus (three-spined stickleback)
Lineage: Eukaryota; Metazoa; Chordata; Actinopteri; Perciformes; Gasterosteidae
Gene: ube2v2
Product: ubiquitin-conjugating enzyme E2 variant 2
Source: RefSeq, a predicted model, not a curated record
CUGGAACCGGUUUCGGUUGAUCUGCGCACAGCCGCGAUCUGCCGGUGAGACAUUGCCGUCGUGUUUAACGGCUGUGACGUCACGGCUCUGCGUGCUUCUGGACUCGGCUGAAGAAGAUGGCGGCCUCCUCAGGAGUUAAAGUUCCACGCAAUUUUCGCUUGUUGGAGGAGCUUGAAGAAGGGCAGAAGGGCGAGGGCGAUGGCACAGUCAGCUGGGGCCUGGAGAAUGACGACGACAUGACCCUCACGUGGUGGACGGGCAUGAUCAUCGGACCGGCCAGAACCAAUUACGAGAACAGAAUAUACAGCCUGAGAUUGGUAUGCGGCUCUAGAUACCCGGAGGUGUGCCCGACUGUUAAAUUUGUAACGAAGAUAAGCAUGAACGGGAUAGAUAACUCCAACGGGGUGGUGGAUUCGAGUAGCAUACCAGUUUUAGCAAAAUGGCAGAAUUCUUAUAGCAUUAAAAUUAUUCUUCAAGAGUUAAGGCGUCUAAUGAUGUCCAAAGAAAAUAUGAAGCUUCCACAACCACCAGAAGGCCAAACCUACAGCACUUAAUCGCCAUGGAUUGUUUUGACCCUCUGUCUUAAACCUUACUCUUAGAAAUAUCAUGUAAAAUCAUCAAGAGGCUCACUUCACACAUCGACAAUAUCGUCUGCAAGACCCACAUCGGACUUUCUUAUUACAUGCUCCAUGACAAGGAACACGUCUCUGCAGUUAAGCACUGAGUAGUUAAGAGACUCCAAGACCACAGUUAUCCGCCUUUAAGAAACUUACUUUGACAAUGACUUUUAUGUUCGACGUGUCCCGUUGCUUGAGUGGGCUUUAAAGAGGGGACGUACCAGUGUCCCAAUAGAUUUGAGGUCAAAUGACUGAUCACUGAAGUAGACAGCGAGAUGUGUGUGUGUGUGUGUGCGUGUGCGUGUGUGUGUGCGUGAGAGAGAAGGCAUGUUCUGUAGCUAAUACCUAGACGGGGAGAAGCCACAUUUUGGAGUUUGUUGGUUUAUUAAAAUACACGCCGACUGCUAAAUAUUGUGUCAAGUCAAGUGUCCCGAGAUGUAUAGAGAUCUAGAUGGAUUUAUCUCUACACACCUUCUGCAUUGACACACGUGUUUCUGCUCUGCACCUCUUUGACAUGUAACGGACGUUGAAGCCUGUGCUGUUCUGAAACCCUUGCAUUUAACUCCCAAUGAAAAUGGCAGGUGUAUGAACAUGUGAUUUUCUGAAAUUAAAAUCACUGUCUGCAACAAAACAAA